This is a messenger RNA of Tinamus guttatus (white-throated tinamou), 1270 nucleotides long. RefSeq names its product retinol dehydrogenase 10 (gene RDH10). Gene Ontology annotation, molecular function: oxidoreductase activity, acting on the CH-OH group of donors, NAD or NADP as acceptor. Gene Ontology annotation, cellular component: lipid droplet. NCBI's taxonomy places the organism in Eukaryota, Metazoa, Chordata, Aves, Tinamiformes, Tinamidae. The record is from RefSeq and is a predicted model, not a curated record.
AUGAACAUCCUGCUGGAGCUCUUCGUGGUGACCUUCAAGGUGCUGUGGGCGUUCGUGCUGGCCGCCGCCAAGUGGCUCGUGCGGCCCAAGGAGAAGAGCGUGGCGGGGCAGGUGUGCCUCAUCACGGGCGCGGGCAGCGGCCUGGGCCGCCUCUUCGCCCUCGAGUUCGCGCGGCGCCGCGCGCUCCUCGUGCUCUGGGACAUCAACACGCGCAGCAACGAGGAGACGGCGGGCAUGGUGCGCCACAUCUACCGGCAGCUCGCCGAGGCCGCCCCGCGAGCGGGGGACGAUGGAGAGAAGGAAGCGCCGCCCCACAGCAACUUGCAGGUCUACACGUACACCUGCGACGUGGGCAAGAGGGAGAACGUCUACCUGACGGCCGAGCGCGUCCGCAAGGAGGUCGGCGAGGUCUCCGUGCUGGUGAACAACGCCGGCGUGGUCUCCGGGCACCACCUCCUCGAGUGCCCCGACGAGCUCAUAGAGAGGACCAUGAUGGUCAACUGCCACGCGCACUUCUGGACCACUAAAGCAUUUCUCCCCAAGAUGCUGGAAAUGAAUCAUGGGCACAUCGUAACAGUUGCAAGUUCCCUGGGAUUGUUCAGUACUGCUGGAGUAGAGGAUUAUUGUGCCAGCAAAUUUGGAGCUGUAGGUUUCCAUGAAUCGUUGAGCCAUGAGUUGAAAGCUGCUGAAAAAGAUGGAAUCAAGACAACUUUAGUCUGCCCUUAUCUAGUAGAUACAGGAAUGUUCAGAGGGUGCAGGAUCAGAAAAGAAAUAGAGCCCUUCCUGCCGCCUCUGAAGCCGGAGUACUGCGUGAAGCAGGCGAUGAGAGCGAUCCUCACAGACCAGCCCAUGAUCUGCACGCCUCGCCUCAUGUACAUGGUGACCUUCAUGAAGAGUAUUCUGCCCUUUGAAGCUGUUGUAUGCAUGUAUCGGUUUCUGGGAGCAGACAAGUGUAUGUACCCCUUCAUUGCUCAAAGGAAGCAGGCUACAAACAACAACGAAGCAAAAAAUGGAAUUUAACACCAUUUUGGAUGGACUAACGUUUACGGGGGAAUACGAUGAUGUUACAUGACUGAAUUGUGAAAUGCACUUGCAUCUAACUGGUGCAAAUGUCAACAUCUUACUGUGGCAUUCUCUUGGAUCUUAAACCUGUGUAUUGAACUCUUAAAAAAAUCAUUUUUUUUAUAUACUGUAAAUAAAACUGACUAGAGUACUUGGAAAAUGUGAUAGGUGAGCAAAGUGAGUUUAUGGUGUAGCUGCCACCGUUGUC